Messenger RNA from Cadophora gregata, 1606 nucleotides. RefSeq lists its product as uncharacterized. Lineage: Eukaryota; Fungi; Ascomycota; Leotiomycetes; Helotiales; Ploettnerulaceae. The record is from RefSeq and is a predicted model, not a curated record. Bases 334 to 1590 code for a protein of 418 amino acids. The transcript has 3 exons.
UGUGUCUUAUUGCAUUGUUAUUGAUCACCCCCAUCUUAUUUCUUGAAAAUAUAUGGGGUGGCGCCGUCGUCGCGUCCACAUCUGUGUUUGAAGUCCUCCCCGAGAUAUCUCGUCGGCUUGGGCCUCGGCUUGCCGAGAACAAUAGCCGUCGAACGAAGAUAGCUGAAGUUAAUCUGAACAUCAAAACCCAGACAAACAUUUCUUCCAUCUACCAGUAUUUCUCCUUACUUAUUUGAUUCCUUUGUAUUGUGAUCUGUACAUUGAUUGCAGUGUCAUCGUCAGCUUCGUUGAAGAAGUGGUUCGUUCGAGGUUUCUCUGAAGCAUCGUCCAGUCAUGACCUCGUCCGUCUUCCAGAUAAAAGAGCAUGUCUUAGAAUGUCAGCAUAUCCGGGAAUAUGCCCGCGCUACAUCUGCAUCACAAGAAGCCGUCUUACAUCUCUCCAUCAAACAGUAUACGCCAUUAGACAAUCUUGAACCACAAGAGGGCGAUGUGACCAUUAUUGGAGCUCAUGCCAAUGGAUUUCCGAAGGAACUGUAUGAGCCCCUAUGGGAAGACUUGCAGGCUCGUUCAAAGGGCAGUGGAUUUAGGAUACGAAGUAUCUGGAUCGCAGAUGUCGCCCAGCAAGGUCAAAGUGGAGUGUUGAAUGAGGAACUUCUAGGGAACGAUCCUGCCUGGAGUGACCAUCCCCGCGAUCUACUCCACAUGAUCAACCAAUUCCGCUCAGAGAUGCCCCUUCCCAUAGUCGGAAUAGGUCACUCAUUCGGUGCCAACACCCUCUGCAACCUCUCUUUCAUCCACCCACGUCUCUUCACCACUCUCGUUCUCCUCGAUCCUGUGGUGCAACAAGAAGCCUCGGCGCCCGUAGGACCAAGUCCUGCCCAGGCCUCGACUUUCCGUCGAGAUCUCUGGCCAUCUCGAGCUGAAGCUGAAGCCGCUUUCCGCAAGCAGAAAUUCUACCAAACCUGGGACCCUAGAGCACUAGACCUGUGGUGCAAGUAUGGAAUCAGAGAGACGCCUACAGCGUUGUAUCCUGAUGAGACAGGAUCCGUGACGCUAUUGACUACGAAACAUCAAGAAUGCUUCACGUUUUUGAGACCGAGCUGGGAGGCUAUGAGUGAGGAUGGGUCGAAGAUCAUAAACCGAGACCUUGUGCCAGAUAUGCGUGAUGAUAGUCCCAUCAAGUUCCCAUUCUAUAGAGCGGAACCGCCUAAUACGCUUGCCAGACUAGGCGAGUUGCGACCCAGUGCUCUGUAUGUAUUCGGCUCAGAAAGUGCAAUGUCUGGACCUGCUGCUCGCAAAUACAAGUUAGAUGUUACGGGAGCCGGACCUGGGGGCAGUGGUGGUGCCAAGGAGGGGAGAGUUCAAGAGGUGCUGCUGGAAGGUAUUGGGCAUUUAGUUGCUAUGGAGGCAAGCCACAAGUGUGCCGAUUCGUCAGCUGCUUGGUUAGGAAAAGAAUUGAAGCGAUUUGAAGAAGAGAAGAGGAAGUAUGUGGAAUGGACCAAGCAGAGUCUGGCAGCGAAAACUACGCUCUCAGAGGAAUGGCAGAAGAGAAUUGGUGGUCCUAUGAAACGGCCAAAGAGCAAAAUGUAGAAGCCAUAGAAGAUCU